CAAAAUCUCAUAAUAGUCAACACAUUUAAUUGUUUCUCCUUCUCAUAUUUCUCCUUCUCCUCUGCCAUAGACUAUACUCUCUCCAAUGGCUAAGCUUCUAAUUGUUUCCUUCGUUAUGCUAUUGUUCGCGAUCGACAGCUCGUCUGCUCAAUUAUCCACGAGCUAUUACGAAAAGACUUGCCCGAACGUGUUUACAACAGUGAAAUCGGCCGUUAAAUCUGCAGUUGAUAAGGAAAAACGCAUGGGGGCUUCCCUCUUGCGUCUCCACUUCCACGAUUGUUUCGUUCAAGGCUGUGAUGGAUCCGUACUUCUGGAUGACACGUCAUCGUUCACCGGCGAACAAACGGCCCGUCCGAACUCGAAUUCGCUUAGGGGCUUCGAUGUAAUUGACGACAUUAAGUCAAAGGUGGAAUACGUGUGCCCUGGCAUCGUGUCGUGUGCUGAUAUUUUAGCCAUUGCUGCUCGGGACUCGGUUGUUCUUCUUGGUGGGCCCACUUGGGAAGUUAAAGUUGGGAGGAAAGACUCAAAGACAGCAAGCCUUUCAGCUGCAAACAGUGGUGUAAUACCACCACCAACCUCAAAUCUUGAUGACCUUAUAAACAAGUUCAAAGCCAAGGGUCUCUCCACUAAGGACAUGGUUGUAUUAUCAGGAGCACACACCAUAGGGCAAGCAAGGUGUACUGUGUUCAGAGGCCGAAUAUACAACGAGUCGAACAUCGAGGCCUCGCUUGCUCGGACGAGACAGGGGACGUGCCCUAGAGCUAGCGGCUCGGGAGAUAACAACUUGGCCCCACUUGACUUUCAAAGCCCGACUUCUUUCGACAAUGCCUACUUCAAAAACCUCGUGGCACAAAAGGGACUCAUGCACUCGGAUCAGGUUCUGUACAAUGGAGGCUCGACUGACUCUAUUGUCGGCUCGUAUAGCAAAGACCCGAAAGCUUUCGAGAAGGACUUUGCUGAUGCCAUGAUUAGGAUGGGUGACAUCAGCCCGCUCACCGGGUCGAAUGGAGAGAUCAGGAAAGUUUGUGGAAAACCCAAUUGAUGAAGAAGAAGAUUGGGUUUUUUUUUUUUUUAAGUAGUUAAGGUUGUUAAGGAGAUUUUAUGUGUUAAGGUAAAGUCCAAGAAUGGGGCUGUGUUUAUAGUUUAUGUCUUGCAUGGAUUGUAUGGUUUGUAUGGUUGUGUCUUUCUUUCCUAUGCAAUAUAAUUUCUAUCCAAGUAAGAAUGGUUUUACUUUUUUGUUUGUUUGUG
This is a messenger RNA of Striga asiatica, 1248 nucleotides long. Lineage: Eukaryota; Viridiplantae; Streptophyta; Magnoliopsida; Lamiales; Orobanchaceae. The record is from the annotation of a GenBank genome assembly.